Molecule: messenger RNA, 5609 nt
Organism: Suncus etruscus (white-toothed pygmy shrew)
Lineage: Eukaryota; Metazoa; Chordata; Mammalia; Eulipotyphla; Soricidae
Gene: KMT5B
Product: lysine methyltransferase 5B
Exons: 12
Coding region: 148-2871 (907 amino acids)
Cellular component (GO): nucleus
Molecular function (GO): protein binding; histone H4K20 methyltransferase activity
Source: RefSeq, a predicted model, not a curated record
CUGGGUCGGCUAUUACUACAGCCCCCAAUGUAUACCUCUCAGCCAAGCAUGUCCUGCCAUUUACCCACACUCUGAGCUCCCCAAAGUUUAUGGAACUUAAGGAUAAGUGAAGUUCAGUUCUUCUCUGCGCUCUUGAAGAGUGACUCGAUGCCCCUGGGUCAGGCUGGCUGUGGGAAUGAAGUGGUUGGGAGAAGCCAAGACCAUGGUGGUGAAUGGCAGGAGGAAUGGAGGCAAGUUGUCCGCCGAGCACCAGGCCCGAUCACAGCAUCAUGGGAAGGACCCCGCCAAGGCUGGCAAGGAUGCAGGCGAGAGGCGCUCCAGCAGAUCAGCUUGUCCAGUCUGAUCCUUCUGUCUCGCCCUGGUAAUGGUCAUUCAGGAUUUGAGGGGCAGAGUCGCUAUGUGCCAUCUUCAGGAAUGUCCGCCAAGGAGCUCUGUGAAAAUGAUGACCUGGCGACCAGUUUGGUCCUUGAUCCCUAUUUAGGCUUCCAGACGCACAAAAUGAAUACGAGCACCUUCCCUUUGAGGAGCUCCCGGCAUUUUUCCAAGUCUGACAGUUUUUCUCACACCAACCCUGUGAGAUUUCGGCCUAUUAAAGGAAGGCAAGAAGAACUAAAGGAAGUAAUUGAACGUUUUAAAAAAGACGAGCACUUGGAAAAAGCCUUCAAAUGUUUGACUUCAGGCGAGUGGGCACGGCACUAUUUUCUCAACAAAAACAAAAUGCAAGAGAAAUUGUUCAAGGAACAUGUAUUUAUUUACUUGCGAAUGUUUGCAACUGACAGUGGAUUUGAAAUACUGCCUUGUAACAGAUACUCAUCGGAGCAAAACGGAGCCAAAAUAGUUGCAACGAAAGAGUGGAAACGAAAUGACAAAAUAGAAUUACUGGUGGGUUGUAUUGCCGAGCUUUCAGAAAUUGAGGAGAACAUGCUACUUAGACACGGAGAAAACGACUUCAGUGUCAUGUACUCCACAAGAAAAAACUGUGCGCAGCUGUGGCUGGGGCCUGCGGCCUUCAUCAACCACGAUUGCAGACCUAACUGUAAGUUUGUUUCAACUGGCCGAGAUACCGCGUGUGUAAAGGCCCUGAGAGAUAUUGAACCCGGAGAAGAGAUUUCUUGUUAUUAUGGAGACGGGUUUUUUGGUGAAAAUAACGAGUUCUGCGAAUGUUACACUUGUGAAAGGCGGGGAACUGGUGCUUUUAAAUCCAGAGUGGGACUGCCCGCACCUGCUCCUGUUAUCAAUAGCAAAUAUGGACUCAGAGAAACAGAUAAACGCUUAAAUAGGCUAAAAAAGUUAGGUGACAGCAGCAAGAAUUCAGAUAGUCAAUCUGUCAGCUCUAACACGGAUGCAGACACCACUCAGGAAACCAAUGACGCAAAUUCGAAUCGAAAACCUUCUGUUGGUCUAAAAAGGAACAGCAAAAACAGAACCUUAGCAAGGCAGCCUAUGUCUAGGAUUCCGGCUUCCUCCAACUCUACCUCAUCCAAGCCAGCUCACGUCAAUAAUUCCAGGGUACCAAAGAAACUGAAAAAGCCUGCAAAGCCUUUACUCGCAAAGAUCAAACUGAGAAAUCAUUGCAAACGCCUGGAGCCAAGAAAUGCAUCGAGGAAGCUCGAAAUGGGGAACUUGGUACUGAAAGAGCCCAAAGUGGUCCUGUACAAAAACUUGCCCCUAAAGAAGGACAAGGAGCCAGAGGGACCAGCCCAGGCCACGGCGGCCAGUGGUUGCCUGACUCGGCACGCAGCCAGAGAACACAGGCAGAACUUGGGGCGAGGCGCCCCCGCACCCUGUGAGGGCUCGCCCUGUACCUACAUCACCAGGCGGUCCAUGAGGACGAGGAUGCACCCCAAGGAACCCCCGGACGGUACAUUCGAGUCCUCCAUCGGGGAGAGCGACAGGAGCAGUGGGCCAGAAGCUGGCUCAGAGGGGGCCACGCAGCCGGGGCCCCCUGUCCCAGAAGGCCCACCCCAGGAGUCACCACUCAAGGGGGAAGUGGAGUGUCCGAAGAGCGACAGCAGUGCGUCCAAAAAGAAAUCGCGGCAGGGGAAGCUGGUCAGACAGUUGGCCAAGGCUGAGGAAUCGGUCACACACGCCUCCCCCAGGAUAGCCAGCGGGGAGCCAGAUGGGGUAGGGUCCCCCUUGGAGCAGGGUGAGCCCCUUUGUCCCGAAGGCACCCCGGGCAGCCUCCCAGACUGGGCACUGUCCUCUGUGGGUGGCUCGGUGGUGACAUCGGACAGCUUCAAGGCCAAGGACAGCUGCAGACCGGCCAAAACGAAGAAGAAGAGGCGCAUCACCAGGUACGAUGCGCAGCUCAUCCUGGAAAACAACUCGGGGAUCCCCAAACUGACUCUCCGGCGCCGCCACGACAGCAGCAGCAAGACCAGCGACCCUGAGAGCGAGGCCAUGAGCGCGUCCAAGAUCAGCAUCAAGCUGAGCAAGGACCGAGAGCGCGACAGCAGCCUGUAUGUGGCCAAACUCAACAGCGGCUUCGGGCCGGCCGCUGGCGGCAGCUCCACCAAGCUCAAGAUCCAGCUCAAGCGGGACGAAGAGGGCCACGGUCCCUGCGCCGAGGGGCUACGUGACAAUGGCGUGUGCUGCAGCGACCCCCUGUCCCUGCUCGAGUCCCGCAUGGACAUGGACGACUAUGGGCAGUACGAGGAGGAGAGCAGCACUGAGGACGAUGAGGACGAUGACGAAGAUGACUCCUCCUCUGAUGGCGACCGGGACGCUGACGACUACGACGAUGACUUUGACGACGACUUCAUCCCGCUCCCUCCUGCUAAGCGCUUGCGGCUCAUCGUGGGCAAAGACUCCAUCGACAUCGACAUCUCUUCACGCAGGAGGGAAGACCAGUCUCUGCGGCUGAACGCAUGAGCCUGGGGCCCGCGCUGGGCUGGGCCAGUGGCUGUCUCGAGACCGAAUCUCAGCCCACGGACUCCUCGGCUGAAGCCCUGUCCUGGCAGCACUUGCCCUGUCUGCCCAGUUCUCCGCGUGCCCCCUGCCUAGCAGGGUAGACCAGCCGCCAGCUCCGUGCACAUGCUUAGGGUACUUGUAAGUCGCCUUCUUCGUGCAAUCCGAGUGAGUGUGAAGCCCCAUGGGCAUUCGAGGCGCCAGCAAACUUGUACAGUGACCAGAACUUUUCCACCCAGGAAACAAUAAUGUGGCCACACAGUUUUUGGGUUUGGGGUUUUGUUAUUUUGGUGGUUUAAAAAAAAACUUGUAGAGCACCCGCCGGCUCUUUAAUCUGACUAAAGCAUAAUUGACAACCAAUCAUAGCAGAGCAUAUUAACGUUCUCUAGGAUAUGCUAACAUCACCAGCAAUGAUCUUCUUGGCUUUUUGAUUUCUUGGCUCGAUGUUGCCCCUUUUGAGUUGUAUUGUUUUCAGUUUGCUGGCCCAGGGUCCCCUCUGGUGGCCCCGGUGAGAGUAGCCUGGCCAUCGCUGGCCGGCAGUUGGGUCUCCUUCCAAACAAAAUCCGACAACAUGCGUGACCGCUGACUUUGCAGUACGUUCUAUGUACGAGGGUAGGCGUAUUCAGGAUGAGUUUCCACACAGCGUAUUUAUUGCUUGUCAUGUAAAUUAAAGACCUUGUAUUUAACACUUUUUGAUCCUUUUAGAUAAAAAAAAAAUUGUUCUUUGCAAGAAUGAUUGGUGCUUAUUUUUUCAAAAAUUUGCUGUGAAUAAUGUGAUGACAACGAACAGCAUUUAUCUAAUGGGUUCCAGCUCUCUUCAUUUGGGUCUUCAAGUUUUCUGUUGCACUUGUAAAAUGCUACAAGGAAUAUUAAAAAGAAACUAUUCACUUUAACUUAUAAUAGUUUAUGAAAUAAAAACAUGAGUCACAGCUUUUGUUCUGUGGUAACCUAUACAAAUGUUUGUCUUUGGAACUCGCUGUAAAGAACUGAAAACAAUGUAUAUGUUGUAAAUAUUUGUGUGUUGUGAGAAAUUUUUUUGUCCUAAGAAAUUAAAAGAACUUACCAGGAAGGUUUUUAAGUUCAGAACUAUUCAUGCCAAUAAAAUAGGAAUUAUAAAUAUAUAGUUUUAAGCACUGCAUCAGUGGGUGUUCUUGGUUUAUGUUAGUUUCUGUAUGAAAAUAUCAAAGAUUUUUUUGACUAUAUUAUCAGUUAAACAAAAAAGAAGAGUCAGAUUUAAUUUGUUUUUGAAGCACUUUGAGAAGAGAAAUUUUAAGUAACUUAAUGAGCAAAUUUUUGAUUACUGCUUUAUGUCCAAUACCGAUAUUUUAUUUUUCUGCAUUAUUUUGCAAAUCAUUGGACAAGCAAUUUGGGAAUCUAAACCUGUCCCGGGUGUCUGGCACCAAUGAGUCAUUAUUUCUGGGAAAUGUGUACAUGUACUUUCAGGUAGACCGAGGUCCUAAUAAAGCCAACUUCAGGGGUUCAUGUAGCGUCUCUCGAAAAGUAGCCCCAUCUUCAACUAUUCAAGAAUCUUCAGGUAAUGUAAAGUCCAGUGCAGAAAAUAACCUCAAUGCUUCCGCUUAGUACUGAUGAGUUCUUAACCAUGUCCAGGUUUGGGGACAGCAUUUAAUUUUAAUGAAGUUCCUGAAAGCGAUUAUUCGUAGUUUCCAAAUAGAAAUUAGAAAUAUUCCUAUUCCUGAAAGGUUUUUCCAUUAAGAAUUGUUUUCACAAUUGUUUUCUUGGAGGACUUAUUUCUGCAGCCUCAUUCCCAUUUGCUCCGGGCAGUUCAAACCCUCAGGUAGGAAUUCGGGGGGCCCUCACACACCCCCUUCUCUAUGCAGAGCACACGCAGCCCGAAGCCCCGAACCCCGCCGUGGCUCUGCCAGCCAGUGUGACACUCGCGCCCUUCAACAAGGUCACGCCUCGGCCCUGAUGCUUGGGCAAAGACCAGUGGUGCCACGGGUCACCUCUGUACCCACACCCCGUGUGGAAGAGGUUCCAAGACUUUUAAAAAGUUUGUUGACAGUCCCACCAUCCAUAGACAUUUUAGCAGGGUCCUUCGAAGAAAAGAAAACAGUAGCAAAAGACCCCAUUUCCUGUCCCCCCCCCCCCCCCAUGGUUCAGCUUAACCUUCAUAAAGUAACUUAUUUAUGGCGUUCGUUUUCACGCUGGGUGGUCUCGGCUUUGAGGCCCCCUUCCCGUGGGUCUGGGCAGGGAUUUUAGGUGCUGUCCCUGCCCGGGGUCUGUGCACAAGCGCUGGGCAGCCCGGCCGGCCGGUGCCUCCAGGGAACCCUCAUUUCCGUUGUCAAGUUCGGAGGGCCUUGGAGCUCUGGCAGCCCCGCUGCAGCCUGUCACUGACCGCACAGAUAAGGUCGCAGUCAGUGAAACUGAGCUUGAACUUAUGCAAUGAUUAUUGGUCAAGAUUUUGGCGUCGUGGUAAUUAGGAAAUGAUCGUCGAACUCUUAUGUAAAAGCAUUCGAUUUUCAAAUCAUUUUUCAAAUUGCUGUUUUCAAUUGUUUGGCUGAGUUGUAAUACUUUUGAGAUACAAAUGUAUUCCUUGUACUGAAAGAAUGAAAAAAAAAACGGAUUUUUUCAGCAUUUGAGGUAAGUUCUUUAAUGUUUCAUUAAAAACAUUUUUUACAAAUAUUUUGUACAUGCACUUGCAGUAUUGAGGUUAAUCAUUUUAAUAAAUUCGGAAAUUAAAA